CUCCCUCCCUCUCCCUCCCUCCCUCUCCCUCCCUCUCUCUCUCUCUCGACCACUCGUUUCAUCUCCACACCACUGAGCACUGAGGGGGACGCGGUCGUCUUCGUUCCAACGCAGUGUCCGGAGGCGGAGGCGCAGCUGCGGAUCUGUUGCUUUUUUUGUGUGUGGGGGGAGAGGGGAGAGGGUGUGGGGGAGACAGACCAGGAGACGAGCUGAUAGAGGCACUGACUGCCUUGACUGAGGAGCACAGGCGAGGCUUCCCACAGCCACACAGCCUCAGCGAAGGUUUGACCGAUGUGCACCCAGCCUGGGACGGCACCGAUCGCAUUCAGAUGGAAACCCAAGCCCCCAUCAGCAACCCCCUCUCUCUCCAGCUUGCUCACGACCGGGGGCGGCAGCGGGCAGAUCCUGACCCCGAUCCGGGGGACACGCAGCUGGGAGCCGUGCUCUCCAUAGACCAGAUCCGGUCCAUCAGGGCCAGCAACGACUACGUGGAGAGACCCAUCGUCGUCUGCUCCAGGCCCACGACCAGCCCGUCCAGCUCGCAGCAGAAGUGGGAGAGGACGGCCGAGCCGAGACAGGGUGGCCUGGACCAACACUCGGGCACCCAGCUCCACCACUCCGCCGUCCAACAGCAUCUCAGCAGGUCCACCAGCACAGUCAGCUCGGCCUCCAGGGGUAGCACGGCCUCCGACCAGAGACUCCUGGCCACCUUGAGCUUGUCCAACCCCGGCCCGGGGAUUAUCAGGGCUCAACCCAAGACUGAGUUCAAAGGCCAGCUGGACAAGGGCGCGGGAGCGGGCGAGGAUUGGCGGAAACACGCCAUGCGUUGCGAGGGGUGCGGCAAGUGCAAGUGUCACGAAUGCACGGCUCCCAGGACUCUGCCUUCCUGCUGGCUGUGCAACCAGAGGUGCCUUUGCUCAUUGCAGAGCGCCGUGGAGUACGGCACGUGUCUGUGCUGCAUCGAGGGCCUCUUCUACCACUGCUCCACCGACGACGAGGACAACUGUGCCGACAAUCCCUGCUCCUGCGCCCAGGCCCACUGCUGUGCCCGCUGGACCGCCAUGGGCUUCAUCUCCGUCCUGCUGCCCUGCUUGUGGUGCUACCUGCCCGCCAAGGGCUGCCUGCGGGCUUGCCAGGGCUGCUACGACGAAGUCAAGAGGCCUGGGUGCAGGUGUAGCUCCUCUAAUACUGUGUGCAGGAAGGUGUCCAAUGCUCCACGACCCAAAUCCUUCGAGAAACCUUUAUGACCAAGACUUCGUGCAAAGUCCGUGACUGCUGUUAAACCCCUGUGGAAGUUCAGAAGGGCACAUUCUCCAGAGUUUCUCGGAACUGGGUUCCAUUCCCUCCCUAUCCCGUGAAUGACCUGUGUUCCAUGCACUAAGAACGGGACGGAAGGGGAGGGAGAAGAGGAGGAGAACAGGCUUCCAGCUGGUUAUUUGAAGGGAACACCUCCCAGCAACACACAAUGGCUACACUUUGGAAAGUCCGAGGCUUUAUCAUUGCAUUGACCCAGGCAAAAAGGGAUCAUGUAUUCUCUUCGUGUUAAGCACCUUUUUUUUGUGGAUUCUUUGUUCAGUGUAGAGCUGGCGAGGUCAUAGCUGCCAGCGGAUUUCAGUAUUAGCAUCUUCAGAGCAGCAAACCUUAUCUGUAUUGGGGAGGGGGCGAGAUUUUGGAUCCUUUUUGUGUCCUAUGGGAUGGGCUCUUUUGGCUGAGUUCCUCUGAAAAUGGGGAGAAUGUUUUCUACAACACUCUCUCUCUCUCUCUAUCUGAUAACUUGCAGUACAGGCAGGGGGAUGGAGUGGAGGGGGAGGUGUGGAGUCUAUUGGCAGCAGGUCCUGUCGACAGCCAGCCAGUUUAUCGGGAAACCACGAGGCUCCUCUCCACUAUCAACGCAUUAAACAUUUAUCGCUUGCCUUAGAAAUGUGAUCUACUCUAUUGAAAAUAUAUUUUAUUUCCCCUCCAUCACCAACUUCGCUCUGCUGUACGUACUUACUCCUGCAGCUCAGUCGUUUUAACUCUUUGUUGACUUGGAUUGCGAAAGGUGAGAGGCAAUGUUUAAAUACCAGGCAGGAUGUUCUUACUGUGAGAGGCACUUUCAGCCCCGUUCCUAAUCAUCUACACAGUGUUAUUUUUCGUAGGGAAACUCUCUCUCUCUCUCUCUCUCUCUCUCUUACCUGUCCCCGCUCACUCAGUAAUGAUCUUUGCAGUUGCUGGAUUGAGAAAUUGAUGUUCAGGUGUUUGAUGCAAAGCCAGGCAUGUUUCUUUGAAAUGCAUUAUUGCAUUUUAGCACUGAGACCAAAGCCAUGCAUCCACCCCACUCUCUCUCCUCUCUCUCUCUCUCUCUCUCUCUCUCAAUCUCUUUCUUCUCCUCUCCUCCUCUCCCUCAUUCCCCCAUGUAAUGAUUUUACCGAAUAUUUGUUUCCCUGAAGACAGUAAAGGCUCUAUUUGUGGUACAGUAAACACCUGAUAGCUCGACCCUGCCUGGCAUUUAAGUCAUCGUGCUGUCAAUCUCAUGGCUGCAUUUAUUUAUGUAUUUAUACAUAUAACUAACUUGCCACUCCCGAUUACUUGUCACUCAGUCCCUUUCCCUGGGAGAGACGAGUUAGCAGGAAUUUAUUGGAUUUCCUAACUGGAUUCCUGAAUAAGCAAUUCUAGUCGUGCAAAUGGGAGCUGUAACCGAUGGGUGUUUAGUUUUUAAGGAACCCCAUUGAAAAAUCCUGCAUAGCGAAGCUGUCUGUGAACCUCUCCAGAGGGGAAGUUGGCAAGGGAAAGAUGGAGGCCAUGUCCUGCUUUAGUCAUAUUCCCACCAGCCACCCAAUAACGUGGUUCCCUUAGACAGACUGUUACAUACUUGCCCUUUAAGUCCCACUGCUGUAGCUCCGCGCUGGAGUGUGUAUGGUUUUGCUGUGGUGCGGCUGACAGAAUGGUAACUUCAUUGUUCAGCUGUACCACGGGGCAGGUGUAUUCAGGUGCCGCGGAAAGUGUCUAUGCCGGUUGGUUCAGCUGUAUUGAGUACAGAUGCAUCUGCAGCAUCUUCUGUAUGUAAAUUUACUGAGAAACAGGCAAGAAGUGUCCCAUCCCAAGAGAUCUGUUGGUUGAUCCUUCCAUCACCUCCGUCCUUUCUCCCCCCUCAUUAGUCUAUCCUUCUA
This is a messenger RNA of Callorhinchus milii (elephant shark), 3149 nucleotides long. RefSeq names its product protein sprouty homolog 2. Gene Ontology annotation, biological process: negative regulation of MAP kinase activity; negative regulation of fibroblast growth factor receptor signaling pathway; negative regulation of Ras protein signal transduction. The coding region runs from base 330 to 1247 and encodes 305 amino acids. Lineage: Eukaryota; Metazoa; Chordata; Chondrichthyes; Chimaeriformes; Callorhinchidae. The transcript is spliced from 2 exons. The record is from RefSeq and is a predicted model, not a curated record. Gene Ontology annotation, cellular component: cytosol; membrane.